AUAUAUAUAUAUUUUUUUUUUAAAUAACAAAUAAUUAUUUUAACUGAGGCUAUAAAAGCUAGUUUUAUAUUUUCUAUUAGGCAAGUUUCCUCACUUAAACUUUGUUUGACUCGAAAAUGAAGACACUCUUUUUAAACUCGAUCAUUUAUAGAUGCAUCCUCUUUUGUUAUUUGACUUGCAUUUUACAAGUUGUUUAUUGCCAACAACAGCAGCUCCACACCAAGCAAGGAAAUGUCCCGUCGACAGGAAGGUUUAGGCAGAAAAUUCAGUGGCAGAGUAACGGCAGAGUCUUCCAUUUGCUAAGCCACGGAUCCGAAUACCAGCCAGCGAGAAGGAGAGAACCCAACGCCAAUCUUCCACCUCCAAACCCUAUUAUCAUACUAAGUAACACUAACCACACAGCGGGCACCGAGCACUCGAGAACCUCAAACAAUGCACGCAGGCGAAAUCAUUCUGGCAGAAGACCAGGAGCAGCAUACUGGUUCCAGGCUGGUUUCAAUGGUACUGGACAGGACAAUGGUACUGUAGAGACGAAUCCCACACCACUAAGCAAUCUAAGGCUAGAGGAUAGAAUGGUUGGGGAUGAUCCCUACAACCCUUACAAAUCUUCAGAUGACAAUCCUAACUAUAAUUACUACGAUAUAUAUGAAAGACCCCGACCAAGACAAAGACCAGGGUAUGGGACAGGGUAUCACCAGUAUGGUCUCCCAGAUUUGGUGCCAGACCCCUACUAUAUACAAGCCUCUACAUAUAUACAGAAAAUGUCAAUGUACAACCUGAGAUGUGCAGCAGAGGAAAAUUGCCUUUCAAGUUCAGCUUACUCUGUAAGAGACUAUGAUACUCGGGUGCUGUUGAGGUUUCCCCAGAGAGUGAAGAACCAAGGAACAGCAGACUUCAUGCCAAGUAGACCACGCUAUGCAUGGGAAUGGCACAGCUGUCAUCAACAUUACCACAGUAUGGAUGAAUUUAGCCACUAUGACUUCUUGGAAGCCAAUUCACAGAGAAGAGUAGCUGAAGGACAUAAAGCAAGUUUUUGCCUUGAAGACAGCUCAUGUGACUAUGGCUACCGUAGACGCUAUGCUUGCACAUCUCAUACACAGGGUUUGAGUCCAGGAUGUUAUGACACCUAUAAUGCUGACAUUGACUGCCAAUGGAUUGAUAUCACAGAUGUAAAGCCUGGCAACUAUAUACUUAAGGUUAGCGUGAAUCCCAGCUACCAGGUACCAGAAUCUGAUUAUUCAAAUAACGUUGUACGAUGUGACAUUCGCUACACAGGUCAUUACGCAUAUACAUCAGGAUGCAGACUUUCAGCGUACUAAUUUACUACAGAUGUGGAUCUGGGCCCAAAGAGUGAAAUGAAAAUCUAAACUGCCUUAAGAUAUUUUCAGAAUGCCAGGAUACGUACCUUCUUUAACUGCAUAAGGACUGCUUUUUGUAACAAAACACUAUAACGGGAUUUUAAGCUACUGCAGUAAAAUGAGUAUUUAUAGUUUAAACAGAUUAGACUUUAGGUAUUGUAGAGUUGGGUGAAAACACAAAGAAAAAAAAAAUCUGGACAUAAACAAAAUUUAGAAGACAAUACAGCAUUGGGAUAUUUGCAAAAUAAUGUUUUUUUUUUUUUUUUACAUGUUAAAGCAUUCAUUGUAAAACGUAAGUCUAAAUAACCAAAGCUGACCAAAGUGUACUCAGAUUUUAAAUUGACUAGCAUUUUUUUGUUACGCAGCACUGGCUCAAUUAAGAGUACAUACUUGACAUGCACAGAAUAAUGGUUAUUUAAAACAUACUAUUUGUGCAGUUUAAUGGGAUCAGAACACCACUUUAACAGACAUAAGACCACUUUCAUACUGCCUUUACUGAAGGUUUUUU
Molecule: messenger RNA, 1866 nt
Organism: Polyodon spathula (Mississippi paddlefish)
Lineage: Eukaryota; Metazoa; Chordata; Actinopteri; Acipenseriformes; Polyodontidae
Product: protein-lysine 6-oxidase-like
Exons: 7
Coding region: 117-1319 (400 amino acids)
Biological process (GO): peptidyl-lysine oxidation
Molecular function (GO): copper ion binding; protein-lysine 6-oxidase activity
Source: RefSeq, a predicted model, not a curated record